GAGGGUUACGUCUUCUCCAGCCGCUGAGCACAGCCACUACCGCCACUGUCUGGUGGGAAGUGCUGUCUUUCGUCGGUGGCGGCAGUGGUAGCUGCAGAUCUGAACAAUAACAAAAGCGACUUCAAAGAAGUUGAAAUGAGUGCCUUGUGUCGGUGCUGCAAGCAUUGGAGGAGAAUUCGCUGAGAGGUGAAUUUGGAUGUCCCGCCUACUUGCACGGAGCGGCGAUGAAAUCGUACCGGCCGCUCGGGGUCGAGGAGGAUACCUCAUGGCGGAUGCAUCAUUUCUUCAAAUUACUGGGACUACUCGUAAUCGGGGUUCUAUUCAUUCAAUACUCUUCAAAUGUUCUGAUGGUCAGAUCACCGACGCUCCCGUGGGUGCAGUCAGAAAUUGUUUACAAUGUAAUACCGAUGGUGAAAACGAAUUCGACAAAUGCCACCGAACCAUCGUAUUCGAAAGACACCGCCAGCGAUAAACUCAGAAACGAAACCUGCCAAAUCCUACGGCACCACCUCGACGACAACUCUACGGCGCUCUGUGUCAAUGAGACUGUGUUACGGAAAUGUCCCCUGAUUCCACCACGUCUCGUUGGGCCCAUGAAGAUCUUGACCGAGGACAUCUCAUUCGAGGAUAUCGAAGCGCUUCAUCGGGAUAUCGAGCUGGGUGGUAAACACCAUCCCGAGGAGUGCGCGGCACGAUUCAAGGUUGCCAUUAUCGUCCCCUACAGAGAUCGAGAGUAUCACCUACAGAAAUUCCUCCACAACAUACACCCCAUGCUCAAACGCCAACAAUUGGAUUACGAGGUUUUCGUUGUCGAGCAAAAUGGAACCUUCCGAUUCAAUCGAGCCAAACUCAUGAACAUCGGUUACUUGGAGGCGAAUAAAAUCGCGGAUUUCGAUUGCUAUAUUUUUCACGACGUCGACCUGAUACCGGAAGACGAUCGCAAUCUCUAUUCGUGUCCGGAUCAGCCACGCCAUAUGUCGGUGGCUGUCGACACUCUGAGCUACAAGCUACCCUACGCCAACAUUUUCGGAGGGGUUUCGGCACUCAGUCGGAAGCACAUGCAGAAAGUCAACGGCUUCUCGAACGAGUUCUGGGGCUGGGGAGGUGAAGACGACGAUAUGAGCGCUCGUAUUCGUUACUACAAAUUGAAGAUCACGCGCUAUCCUUCAUCGAUCGCACGUUAUAAAAUGCUCAAGCACAGAAAAGACAAACCAAAUCCAGAUCGGUAUAAAAAUUUGCGGCGCGGACGACUCCGUUACCGUACCGACGGUAUCAAUAGCUGCAAAUACCACGUACUUAAUAUUGUUUUCAAGAAGCUCUACACGUGGAUCUUGGUCGAUGUGUUGGAGCCCAAAGGCAAGAAAGGAUAG
Galendromus occidentalis (western predatory mite) is the source of this 1370-nucleotide messenger RNA. Its product is annotated as beta-1,4-N-acetylgalactosaminyltransferase bre-4. Gene Ontology annotation, cellular component: Golgi apparatus. Gene Ontology annotation, molecular function: N-acetyl-beta-glucosaminyl-derivative 4-beta-N-acetylgalactosaminyltransferase activity; galactosyltransferase activity. The transcript is spliced from 2 exons. Gene Ontology annotation, biological process: carbohydrate metabolic process; glycosphingolipid biosynthetic process. Lineage: Eukaryota; Metazoa; Arthropoda; Arachnida; Mesostigmata; Phytoseiidae. The coding region runs from base 225 to 1370 and encodes 381 amino acids. The record is from RefSeq and is a predicted model, not a curated record.